AUGGGAAAGAAGGUUAAAAUCGGAAAACAGCGUCGUGAUAAGUAUUACAAGCUCGCUAAAGAAGCUGGAUACCGAUCACGUGCCGCUUUCAAAUUGGUCCAAUUGAACAAACGUUUCGAAUUCUUGCAAAACUCACGAGCAACUGUCGAUUUAUGCGCUGCGCCAGGAGGAUGGAUGCAAGUCGCAUCCCAAUUCAUGCCAGUUUCCAGUUUGAUUGUUGGUGUCGAUUUGGCACCAAUUAAACCAAUCAAAAAUUGUAUUGCACUUCAAGGAGAUAUUACAACAAAUGAAACUCGUGCUGCAAUCAAAAAAGAACUCAAAACAUGGAGUGUGAGUAGUUAUUCUGAAAUUUGAGGAAAGCUGAAAUAUUUUCUCUUUUCAUUGAAAAUUUCGAUAGUCUGUUUUAGAUUUUGAGCUGAUAAUUAGAUGAUAGAUUUCCGGUGGUAAAAUGGUCAAAGAUCGAUAAAAAAUCUCCAAAAUGAAAUGUAUUUGGCAGUUUAUUUUCUAAUUGUGUGAUAGCUCACGUUAUAAACAUAUUUUGAUUCUACUCAGAGAUUCGCUGGCCAGCUCGCCACCAGGUGGGGAGGCUGGCUGACCUGGGAACCACAUGGAAACCAUGUCGCCCGGUUUUUUUCGUUGGCAAGGUGGCCAGGCUCUGGCUAGGUCAAGCCCACAUGGUUACCACGUGGUGGCCACUUCGCCUCGUCAAAAUGAAUUUUCAUGCAAAUGUCUGAAAAACUUAUGAAUUGAGGCAUUUUCGAAAAAUUCGGCUCAUUUUCUGUUUUUUCGCAGCACGUGAAACCUUAGGAAGUGAAAAAACAGUAGAAAAUGCAGUGUUUUGAGUACAAACCACCGUCUUGCCAGCUUUCCAGGAUUUCAAACACACAGACCACGUCGCCGGAAAACUCAAUGCGACCUGGCGGCCAUGCGGUUUCCAGGUGGCCUAGCGAUCUGGUGGCGAUCUGGCCAGCGAAUCUCUGAGUAAUUUUCCUUCGAACAUUUCUAGUUUUUAAAAAUCUUGCAUUUGGAGACUAGGUGGUUUCUGAUUCUUGACAUUUUUAAAAGUUUUGCAUACUGGAAAUGAUUCACCAGCCUGCUCUGAGCAUUUUCACAUCGAAAAACCUCCGCUUCCUUCAGUUAGGCUAAAAAUAGUAUUUCGAAAUGUCCAAUGAAACCAAAUAUCAAUAAAUCAAUCAAUAUAUAUAUAUUUCCAGGCUGAUUGCGUUCUUCAUGACGGUGCUCCAAAUGUCGGUCUUAACUGGGUUCACGAUGCUUUCCAACAAAAUUGCCUCACACUUUCCGCUCUCAAAAUGGCCACCCAAAUUCUUCGCAAAGGCGGUACCUUUGUCACCAAAGUUUUCCGUUCCAACGAUUAUUCGUGUCUUAUUCGAGUUUUCGAAAAACUUUUCAAACGUGUUCACGUCUGGAAACCAGCCGCUUCUCGUCUCGAAUCUGCUGAGAUUUUCGUUGUUUGUGAAGUUUAUUCGAAACCGGAUAAAGUUGGACCAGAAUAUUUGGACCCGAAAAAAGUAUUCGCGAAUCCAGAUGGAUGGGAGGGAACAAAGCCAAAUCCGCAAAAUUUAUUGAUUGGAAAACAGAAGAAAACUAAAGCAGAAGGAUAUGAUACAAAUGCUUUGGCUAUUCAUGAAACUAUUAAUGCUACAGAUUUCAUUAAUUCAUCGCAAUAUUUGGAUAUUCUUGGAACAGCCAGUGUUAUCAAAUUGGAUAAUGAAAAAUGGAAAACACACGAAAAAACAACUGAAGAAGUUAUCGAAUAUAUGAAUGAUGUGAAAGUUUGUGGUCCAAGAGAACUUCGAGUUCUUUUAAGAUGGAGAAAAUACAUGUUAGAAAUGAUUGAAAAAGAGAAGAAAGAAGCGGAAGGAGAAAAUAAAGAAGAAGAAAUUGAAGAGGAACUUGAUGCUGAUCAAAUUGAAGAUCGUGCAAUGGCUGAAAUCGACGAAAUGAUUGCGAAAGCCGGUGAAGACGAGAUUUCUGCGUUGAAAAAGAAGAAAAAGAAGAUGUUGAAGGCUAAAGCAAGAGUAUUGAAAAGACGAGAAUUGAAAAUGAUUAUUGAUGGAGAUGAAGGACCACAAGCGCAAGAUCAAGAAGUUUUUGAUUUGAAAAAGAUCAGAAGAGUAAGUGAUGAACAAAAAAUGAAAUAUAUACUUUUUGGUAGAUUUUGACAUAGUAAUGUUCUCAAAAACUGCUUGGUUAGAUUCUGAUGUUGUUUUAAAGAACUUGUAGUAUAUAACUUAUCAAAAAUGUUUCAGGCUCGAGAACUCUACGAAUUGACAAAAGACAACACACAGGCCCCAGAUUAUAGUUUGGAAGAUGACGAUGAAGAAGGUUUAGGAGAUGGAGAAUGGGAAACAUUGGAAGGAGAAGAAAAUGAGAAUUUGAGAGAAGAUUCGGAUGAUGAAGAAAAUGAUUUGAUUGUGACGACGAGAAGUAAUUUGAAUAAGGAAGAGAAAAGACAUGUGAGAACUGAUAGUUGGUUUGAAAAAGAGGAAAUUAGUGGACUUCUUUCGGAUGAAGAUGAUGAUGAUGAAAUGAAUGCAAUUGAAAAACAUAUGAAGAAAACAACUGGAAAAGAUAAAUAUCAAAAUACUGUGUCAUUUGAGAAUGAGAAAAAUAAGAAAAAGAAGAAGGAUUCGGAAGAUGAUGGUUUCAAUACUAAAGAUUCUGAUGAUGAGGAAGAAAAAGAGAAAGAAGAAGGAGAUUCUGAUAUGGAAGAUGAUUUAGCGAAGGAAAGAAUGAGCAGAUUUGAUGCACAAAUUGAUAUGGAUGAUGAAGAAGAAGAAAGAUAUGAUGAUGGAGAUAAUCGAGCAACAAAAAGAAAAGCGGAUAAAAUGAUAAUUGGUGAAGAUUUGAAAGUUGUGGCAAAGAAAAAGAGAUUGACACCAGAACAAUUGGCACUUGGAGAACAAUUGAUUUAUUCGAGCAAAUCAGCUAGAGAUUUAGAAGAUUUGGGUUGGAAUCGAUAUGCUAAUAAUGAUGAAGAAUUGCCUGAUUGGUUUGUUGAGGAUGAGAAGAAGCAUUAUAAAAAACAGAUUCCGGUUACAAAGGUUCGUGAUUUUUUGCAAGGAAAUGAUUGAAUUUUUGAGAAAGCUACUUUCACUCUGACAAAGAUUGUUCAAUCGGAAAAUAAACUGACUCCAAAAUACAUUUUGAAUAUUUUCAGGAACAAGUUCAACUUUACCGCGAAAGAAUGCGUGAAUUCAAUGCUCGACCAUCGAAAAAAGUGGCUGAAGCUAGAGCCAGAAAACAGAAAAAGUAAGAAAACCCUCUCCCCCUUUUCUUCUAAAUUUAAUUCUUUUAGGAUCAAGAGAAAGAUGGAAUCAGCCAAGAAGAAGGCUGAAGGAAUUCUUGAAAAUGAUCAGAUGGAACAUUCUGAAAAGAUUCGAGAAAUGAAAAAGGUUUAUGCGCAAGCAAAUCGAAAAGAAAGAAAGAAGACUGAAUUGGUUGUUAUGAGUAAAGGAAAGAAGGGAGUUACAGGAAGACCGAAUGGAAGAUAUAAGCUUGUUGAUAGGUAAGGAUUUGAGGGGUUUGGAGAACAUUUUGAUGGAAAUUGAGAUUUGAACAGAAUCUGGAGUUCAAGAGCAUUUUGAACCUAAAUAUGAAAAUCACAGAACUUUUUUUUCAAACUAUUAGAUUUCUAUACAACAGUUAAAGCAACUUUGAACAAAAAUCCAAAAAUUCAACCAAAAUAGUCACUUGAAAUGUACCCAAGAAAUCCCCCAUUUUUCCAGUCGUAUGAAGAAGGAUCUUCGCGCCGCAAAAGCCAAGGAAAAAACAAAAGGACGCGGUGGAAGAGGCGGCAAAGGAGGCGGCAAAAAGGCUGGCGGAAAAGCUGGAGGAAGAUCCGGCGGACGAAGAUAA
Caenorhabditis angaria is the source of this 3879-nucleotide messenger RNA. The record is from the annotation of a GenBank genome assembly. NCBI's taxonomy places the organism in Eukaryota, Metazoa, Nematoda, Chromadorea, Rhabditida, Rhabditidae.